Anthostomella pinea is the source of this 156-nucleotide messenger RNA. The record is from the annotation of a GenBank genome assembly. NCBI's taxonomy places the organism in Eukaryota, Fungi, Ascomycota, Sordariomycetes, Xylariales, Xylariaceae.
AUGGAGGCGCACGCAAUAGGCUUUGUUUUCAGCCACAACUCACCGACUGAUAAUUGGUGCAUGAUAGCGCAAUGGAACCCCAGACAAGCUGAGGACUCGUCAGGGAGUCUACUGCGCACCGCUCCUGACGAGGCACGCCAGGCUAAUGAUUUGUAG